Molecule: messenger RNA, 356 nt
Organism: Pygoscelis adeliae (Adelie penguin)
Lineage: Eukaryota; Metazoa; Chordata; Aves; Sphenisciformes; Spheniscidae
Product: E3 ubiquitin-protein ligase RBBP6-like
Exons: 1
Coding region: 63-356 (97 amino acids)
Molecular function (GO): zinc ion binding
Source: RefSeq, a predicted model, not a curated record
GGCCGCGACGCCAUCUGCCGCGGUAGACGCUGUUGCGAAGCAGGCACCGCCUGGCCCUCACCAUGUCGCAUGUCCACUACAAGUUCUUCUCCAAGCUGAACUAUGAAACGGUCACCUUCCACGGCCCCCACAUCUCCCUGUGCGACCUCAAGCGCCAGAUCAUGGGCCGCGAGAAGCUGAAGGCGGCCAACUGUGACCUGCAGGUCACCAACGCCCAGACCAAAGAAGGUGCGUGGAGGUGGCGGGCACGGGGUCUCGGGGACCGCCCGGCUGGCGGCGUCGCAGACCGCCCCGUGGCAGCUGUGUCCUGCGGGGGCCGCGCCCUGCUCUUUGUGGGUCAUCCCCACGUAGCGUGA